AUGGAGAAAUUAAAAAAGCUACAAUCUCAAAGAACUUCUCAAAGAUCACAGGCUAACUCUGAUGAAUGUAAAACCACUGGAGGAGGUGACCACGGAGUUUCCAUUGCUAUUCCAUUUGAGAAAAGAACUACUCAAUUUGGUCAAUGUUUAAUUCCUAAUAAAACUUUAAGAACUAAUCUUACUGUAAUAAUUUCACCUGAUCCACCCACUUUUGGACAAAUUAUUAUUUUCAAUACUUCUGGAAAAGAUGCAACUGUCGGUUUUAAAAACAGAAUGAUUAUUGCUACAGUAUAUGGAUUCAGAUCUGACCAAUAUCUUGUCCAUACUGAUUCCAGUACAUUUUAUAUUUCUCCAAUUAAAGUGGGAAUCGAUUUUAAUGUGCUUACCUCAAGUGGACUGGUACCAAAUGACACUAGCACCAAAGAAUUAGAAUUAAGAGUACUUAUAGAUAUUCAAGAUUUUUCAGCUAUAAUUCAAGUAGGCUAUGCAUGCAUAUACAAAGUUAUAGAGUAA
Messenger RNA from Dentiscutata erythropus, 513 nucleotides. The record is from the annotation of a GenBank genome assembly. NCBI's taxonomy places the organism in Eukaryota, Fungi, Glomeromycota, Glomeromycetes, Diversisporales, Gigasporaceae.